Dama dama (fallow deer) is the source of this 4401-nucleotide messenger RNA. RefSeq lists its product as uncharacterized. The transcript has 6 exons. The record is from RefSeq and is a predicted model, not a curated record. Lineage: Eukaryota; Metazoa; Chordata; Mammalia; Artiodactyla; Cervidae. Bases 1486 to 2301 code for a protein of 271 amino acids.
UGCGGUUGCAUGGCUGCUCCCAGUUAUUUUUCCUCUGGAUAUUUAUUUACGUUUUUUUAUCUGAAGGUCCUGGGUGAAAUUCAAAGGUACCUAUUGUUUAGUUGAUCCUUGAAAUGGUAAAGAUAAUUCCUUACCGAGUUAGAAAACUGACAUGCUGACUUCCAUAAUAAGGCUCAGAAAAGCACAUUCAUAUUUAAUUUUUUUUUAUUUUUGAGAACAACUACUGCCGCCUCUGAGUUGCAGUGUUUAAUUAAAGGUGAUAAAAAAUAUUUCUCACUUGAAAGAAAUGUUAAUCAUAAACUUGUAAAUAUUCACUUGUGAACACAAAAAGUACUUCAAGUGCUGUGAUUAAAUCAGUGCUAUUGUGGAGGCUUGGACCCUGUCAGGAGCCUGCUGGAGGCUGUGGAUCCCAAGAAGAGUGCUGGUGAGCAGGUGGCUUGCGUACACAGUGAAGAGUCUCGGGCAGGGGUCAGGAAAUGUGCCUGGUGUCCUGGACACACUCUCCUCAGCUCUGUGAGACCAGCGCCUUGAUGGGCGCCCUCAGCCCUGUGCCUCCUCGGCUGUGCUUCCUCCCCGGGCUCAGGCAGUGCAGCAGCUUCUGGUUUCCCUCCUGGACCCUCUCCUGGUUUACUUAUAAUAGAUGACUGUUUAACGUGGGAUGCUUGGUGAACACUUGCUGAAUGAGCCAACACCUUGGGGGUUGGGGCCGCUUCCUGAUGGGUGAACUUCACAGUUGGUGAUGGAAUAGCCGUUUCCAUGAGAGACGCUGUCCUCAGGACUCCUCUAAUUAUGUGUAGGUCUGUUGUCUUGGACUGGACACCUGAGUGUCUGGAAACACCUAGUUGUAUUGGGUUAAAUUGUGAUUAGAUUUAUUUUUCUGUAUAAUAUAAAGACAAAAUCAGUGGGCAUUAUCAGAUAGGAAAUCCUCAGUACUCUUCCCUUGAUGCUCUGCAGAACCUUGUCCAGUGGUGUGAGCAGUUUCUGGCUUAGUUAUGAAGGUAGCACUUCAUUUUGGAGAAUUUUGAACAUUUGUGAAAGUAGAAGAGUACAAUGAAUUUUCUGUACCCGUGUCCCAGUCCAUCCGUCCCUUUGGCCGGUCCAGCAGCAUCCAGACACCAUCUGCUUCCUCUCUGAAGGGAGAAGUUUUAAGCACACUUUGCCUGAAAAUGUGUUUUAACUAUAUUGGCAAGAAUUUAAGUUAGACCUUAGGAAGUCAGAAAGGUUCUAAGACCAUUGGCUCCAUCAAGGUGUUGUAGGAAAUUUUAGAGAAACAGAUGGGCACAUUUUUCUCAGAUGUUAAGGGUCAGCCCUGCCUGGGAAGUAAGGAGCAUCUAGGUCAUUUCUCAUUUCCUUUUUGGCCUUCUUGUGCAGAAAGUGUAUUAGCUAAGUGUUGUGAACACAGUACUGCAGUGGGAAGGUGCAUGGAGAGACGGAACGUCCUUUCCCCUUGACAUUAGUGGUGCACUGAAGGGACGAGGCCCUGGGAUGCGGGCUCUGCAUUUCUGCUUCUCGGACCAGUGCUGCCUGGUGGUGAGCUGGUGUCCUGGGCCGCAGGGAGGUCCUGACUCAGAGUGUUACAAACAUCUGACACCGUGGAUGACUCCGCACGUCAACUAUGCCGUCAACAUAACUAAGAUCCUGGUACUCAAAGCGCACCACCUCUCUGCAGGGAGGAGAGCUACUUGUCAGGAUGUUGGAAAGGGAAGAUGGACUGGAUGUCAGGACCGGUUUGGAAGACUGCCGGUCCUUCGUUCCCCUGAGUUCUGCCUGCCUGCAGGGUGUGUGGUGGUCGAGUUUUGUCGUGGAAGCUGCCUGGCCGUGGUGGUCCGUUACAGGGGCCCGGGCAGAGCUGGCGUCACAUCUUCGAAGGCGGCCGUUAAGGUUCCCGUUACCAGUGUCAGUGGAGGCCCCGGGGGCUCCUUGUGUGCGGGGCCGUCCCUGUGUCCGGCGCCCCCAGGGCCCGUGCCGGAGAGGGCGUCUGAGCCCCCCGCUGUCGCUGGGCGGGACCGCUCUGGCGGCCUCGCGGGAGAGGAGACGUGCGGAGAGCGGGUCCUGUGGGACAGAUACUCGUCAUCACAGGAGAAGGUUGGUUCAGGAAACCCAGCUUUUAAGAAAACAUGGAAGAAUUUUGCGGCUAAACUCGCGUUGCAGAAUGGACAGGGCGGAGGGGAGAAGGUGAACUUGAAGGCUGAUGUGACAGAGGGUCCAUCUGAAAGGACUGGGAGCAUCGUUGCUCCGGGUGGAGAGCCUGGCCGGGGUCUGGAGGUCCCUGGAGGUCCAGGGACCCUGCAAGCCUCGUGAAGGAUCUUGGACUUUAGGCCGAUGACCCGGGGAACCCCUCUGCUGAGAUGGGUGAGAACACAGAGCACCCCCCGGCGUCCUCCCUGGAGGCGCCCUCUCUGGUCCCCUGGUGACCUCGUGUGACACUGUCCUGACCUGUUCUCUUUCUGGUUUUUUUUCUUUUUUUGUUUUCAUUUAAACAUACGGCCUGCAGAUGGGUUAAACCGAACACCCGUCCCGAAUUCAUGCACGGAAGCCCUAACCUCUGAUAACUCAGAGUGUGACCUGAUUUGCAGAUGGGGUCUUACAGAGGUGACGAGGUGAAGAUGAGGUUGUGAGGAGGGCUGUGAUUCGGCAUGACCGUGUCCUUGCUUGCAGGGGACAUUUGGACACAGAGAUAGGCGCCGGGGGAAGGCCAUGUGAAGAUGCUGGGGAGCCACAGGCCGCGUCCCACAGCCGCGCGGAACCAGCCCUGCCCACCCUUCAUCUGGGACUUGCAGCCUCCAGAGCUGUCUGUGCCAGUUCACCCUCCGUGACAGCGUUUCUAAAAAACUUAACACAUGCAUUGUAAAUAGGCAUUUAUUUAAUAAAUGAAAAACUUCAAACAUACAUAAGACCAGACAGGGCCUGCAGUGAGUUCCCAUGUACGUACCUUUCACCCAGCUUGAAUCCGCUGGAGGCCAGCUUGCUUCAUGCUACCCCCAUCACUUUCUCUACCCUCAUACUAUCUUGAAGCGAAUUUCAGACAUAGCUCAGUAGGUCACUAUCUGUGAGAGGUUAAGACGACUCUUAAAAACAGAAGCAGUGUCAGUUUUUUCCUCAGAGAACUGAAUCAUGCUUCUCGAGUAUGGUCACUUGUCAGUGCCCAGAUUUCCAGCUGUCUCUGUUGUCAAUUUUUUUUACGGUUUUGAAUCGUGUUUCAGUAACACCUAUACACUGCACUUGGUUGGUAUGUCUUUCUUAAACUCUCUUCUAGUUCCUUUUUUAUCUUUCUUUCUCUCUCCUUGUAAUUCAUCAGGUUUUUCUCCUUGAGUGUUUUUCAUAGCCUGAAUUUUGCUGGUUAUGUUCUUGUUAGGCAAUUCAAUACAUUCCAACAUUCUCUUUAUUUCCUGUUAAUUGGUAUUUAGACCUAGAGGCUUGGUCAGAUACAAGUUUGAUAUUUUGUUACUGUUGGAUUGUAGUGGGUGAUGGUGUGUUUUUCCAUCUGGAGGCACAUACUGUUAGAUUGUCUGUCUUUUUGCAUCAUUAUUGUUCAGUCGCUAAGUUGUGUCCAGCUGUUCACGAUCCUAUGGAUUGCAGCACACCAGGCUUCCCUGUCCUUCACUGUCUUCCUGUCUUCACUGUUUGCUCAGAUUCAUGUUCAUUGAGUCAGUGAUGCCAUCCAACCACCUCAUCCUCUGUCACCCCCUUCUCCUGCCCUCGAUCUUUCCAGCAUCAGGGUCUUUUCCAAUGAGUCAGCUCUUCGCAUCAGGUGGCCAGAGUAUUGGAGCUUCAGCAUCAGUCCUUCAAAUGAAUAGUCAGUGUUGAUUUCCUUUAGGAUUGACUGGUUUGAUCACCUUGCAGUCCAAGGGACUCUCAAGAGUCUUCUCCAGCACAGUUCAAAAGCAUUAAUUUUUCAGCGCUCAGCCUUCUUUAUGGUCCAACUCUCACAUCUGUACAUGACUACUGGAAAAACCAUAGCUUUGACUAUAUGGACCUUUGUCAACAAAGUGAUGUCUCUGCUUUUUAAUAUGCUGUCUAGGUUUGUCAUAGCUUUCCUUCCAAGGAGCAAGCGUCUUUUAAUUUCGUGUCUGCAGUCACCAUCCACAUUGCUUUUGGAGCCCAAGAAAAUAAAGUCUCUCACUGUUUCCAUUGUUUCCCCAUCUAUUUGCCAUGAAGUGAUAGGACCAGAGGCCAUGAUCUUCGUUUUCUGAAUGUUGAGAUUUAAGCCAACUUUUUCACUCUUCUCUUUCACUUUCAUCAAGAGGCUCUUAGUUCCUCUUCGCUUUCUGCCAUAAAGCUGCUGUCAUCUGCGUAUCUGAGUUUAUUGAUAUUUCUCCCAGCAAUCUUGAUUCCAGCUUGUGCGAAUGUUGGCAGGUCCCUAAGUAGCUUUGGGAUAGGGACUGGUGGCUAGAGGAAGGA